GUGCUAGAGUAUUGGUAGUUUUAGUGGCCUCAACUAAAAAUCAAUUGAUAUUUUUAGUACUGUUGACUUCAGCUGACAGCUGAGUUUGAUCUAAAAACAGUGUUUUUCUCCUUCUUCUGCUUCAAGACUUUACAGAGACAAUUACAGCAACUGGAGAAUGGAUGAAAUGGAAGAGAUAGAGAUUGUCAUAGUUGGUGGUGGCAUUUGUGGUCUUGCUACUGCUCUUGCUCUUCAUAGGAAGGGUAUCAAAAGUGUAGUAUUGGAAAAAUCAGAGACACUGCGUGCAACAGGAGCAGGUAUCACUAUUAGGGCAAAUGGUUGGUGUGCUCUUCAUCAACUUGGUGUUGCCUCAAACCUCAGACUAACUUCCCUCACUGUGCAAGGGGGGAAAAAUAUUAGUGUUGCUAGUGGAAAGCAACAAGAAAGACCAUUUGAGAAGGGGGAAAUUCGAUGCUUGAGGCGAAGUGAGCUUAUUAAAGGCCUAGCAGAAAACUUGCCUCCUGGCACAAUACACCUUGGAUGCCAAGUACUCUCCAUUACACUAGACCCACUUUCUUCCCAUUCAAUUAUUCAACUCCAAAAUGGAUGUACCAUCAAGGCUACGGUUUUGAUUGGAUGUGAUGGAGCCAACUCAGUUGUUGCAGGUUUUCUUGGGCUAAAACCAGUGAAAUUUUUAUCAUUAUCACAGGUUAGAGGUUUCACUAAAUAUCCAAGUGGUCAUGAUUUCAAAAAUGAAAUUGUCCAAGUCAUAGGAGGCCGUAGUAAGAUUGGGAGGAUCCCAAUUGACAAUAAGUUGGUCUAUUGGUUUGCAACUCUCAAAAUGAAUCCAAAAGAUGUGGUUGCGAAGGAUCCAGAGCUCCUUCAACAAAUGACUCUUGAAUCAAUUAAAGGCUUCCCUACAAAAAUGUUAGACAUGGUAAAACACAGUGACCGAGACUCUCUCUCUAUCUCACGCAUGAAAUAUCAAGCACCAUGGGACAUACUACUAGGAAGUUUUAGAAAAGGAACAGUGACAGUGGCUGGAGAUGCCAUGCAUGUCAUGGGUCCGUUCUUGGGACAGGGUGGCUCAGUAGCUUUAGAAGACGCAAUCAUCUUAGCAAGGUGCUUGGCACAAAAGAGGCAUGAAAUUGAUAUUAAGACCAAUGGAAACCAGGUGAUAGCGUACAAAGUUGGAGAAGCAUUGGAUCAAUAUGUGAAAGAACGGAGGAUGAGAUUGGUGCGGUUGUCAACACAAACUUAUCUCACUGGUAUACUAAUAAAAAAUCCACCAUUGCUAGUGAGAUUUGUAUGUAACAUCCUAAUGAAGGUUCUCUUCAGUGACUCCGCUGCUCAUUCUCAAUAUGACUGUGGCUGCCUCUAAGAUAUGGCGUUUUAAGUUGAAUUGUAGAAUCUAUAGGGAAUUUUAACUUUGUUUAAUUAGGAUAAAAAAAAUUGCUGUUUAAAACAGAUACUUGUUGGGUGUGAACCCUUGUGCAGUGGUCUCAAUAAUGCUUAAAAAUAAUUUUAUUCCCAUUGUUUUAUAAAUUUUAUUCUGUUCA
Quercus lobata is the source of this 1538-nucleotide messenger RNA. Its product is annotated as monooxygenase 1-like. The transcript has 6 exons. The coding region runs from base 158 to 1360 and encodes 400 amino acids. Gene Ontology annotation, molecular function: FAD binding. The record is from RefSeq and is a predicted model, not a curated record. NCBI's taxonomy places the organism in Eukaryota, Viridiplantae, Streptophyta, Magnoliopsida, Fagales, Fagaceae.